CUCCACUUGCAGCCACUUCAUUGGUGCGCUGCGCUGGGGCUGCGACGGUUUAUGUGAUUCUUCGGGUCGCGGUGGCUUAGUCUUCCAUUAACUCCAGCUCCUCUCGUCACUGAGAAGGUUUGCAGUGCGUUAUAAAUGUUCUUCCUGGAGGAGGGGUAUACCCUGUGGAGUGAGUUAUCGGGCUGGAGGCCGCUGCUGCUCGUCAUGUUGCUGGUGGUCGGGGCCUUUAUCGUUGCCUUCAUCCUGCUGCUGUACAUGGUGUCGCCGCUGAUCAGCCCCAAGCCGCUGAAACUCAGCGGCUCGCACGUUGUGGUGACUGGAGGGUCAAGUGGCAUUGGCAAAUGCAUUGCAAUUGAAUGCUUCAAGCAAGGUGCUUUUAUAACCUUGGUGGCUCGGGAUGAGACUAAACUUCUGCGGGCAAAAAAGGAAAUUGAGAAGCAUUCAAUUAAUGAUAAACAGGUGGUAUUGUGCAUAUCGGUUGAUGUCUCAAAAGACUAUGGACAAGUGCAGAGUGUGAUAAAGCAAGCACAUGAAAAGCUAGGACCAGUGGACAUGCUGAUAAACUGUGCUGGAACAUCAGUUGCAGCAAAGUUUGAAGAUGUUGAUGUAGGCUUUUUCAGAAGGUUAAUGGAGAUCAAUUAUCUGGGGAGUGUUUAUCCAACACGGGCUGUCAUUCACACUAUGAAAGAAAGAAGGAUGGGAAGGAUAGUGUUUGUAUCAUCUCAAGCAGGUCAAGUGGGGUUAUUUGGAUACACAGCUUAUUCUCCAUCCAAAUUUGCUCUUCGUGGAUUAGCUGAAUCAUUGCAAAUGGAGGUGAAGCCAUAUAAUAUCUACAUUACUGUUGCUUACCCUCCUGACACAGACACACCUGGAUUUCAGGAAGAGAAUAAAGGCAAGCCUUUAGAGACCCAGAUGAUUUCUGAAACUUCAGGGUUAUGUCAGCCAGACCAAGUGGCAAAAAACAUUGUAAAAGAUGCUGUGCAAGGGAACUUUAACAGCUCAUUUGGUUCUGAUGGAUACAUGUUAUCUUCUCUCACCUGUGGUAUGUCUCCUGUCACCACUAUUACAGAAGGUCUUCAGCAGAUUUUUACAAUGGGCCUAUUCCGUACAAUUGCUCUAUUUUAUUUGGGAAGUUUUGACAGUAUUGUACGCCGCUGUAUGAUGCAAAAAGGAAAGUCUGAAGAUUUGGAAAAGAAGGAUUGACCUCCAUUUGAUUUGGAGCACAGGGAUCAGCCCAGGGAAGUUGAACGACUGAAGAUGUUUCGGUGAACAAUAAUUUUGGGUUUGUCUCAAUGGAACCGGGCAUUGGUUGCGGAUGAUGGAAGAAUAAUCCCACAAAAUAAAGUUAAUAUAAUAG
Messenger RNA from Leucoraja erinaceus (little skate), 1357 nucleotides. It is a transcript of the gene kdsr, whose product is annotated as 3-ketodihydrosphingosine reductase. Gene Ontology annotation, molecular function: 3-dehydrosphinganine reductase activity. Gene Ontology annotation, cellular component: endoplasmic reticulum membrane. Gene Ontology annotation, biological process: sphingolipid biosynthetic process. The coding region runs from base 136 to 1203 and encodes 355 amino acids. The record is from RefSeq and is a predicted model, not a curated record. The transcript has 10 exons. NCBI's taxonomy places the organism in Eukaryota, Metazoa, Chordata, Chondrichthyes, Rajiformes, Rajidae.